Chlorella variabilis is the source of this 1637-nucleotide messenger RNA. RefSeq lists its product as hypothetical. Gene Ontology annotation, biological process: GPI anchor biosynthetic process. Lineage: Eukaryota; Viridiplantae; Chlorophyta; Trebouxiophyceae; Chlorellales; Chlorellaceae. Bases 56 to 1624 code for a protein of 522 amino acids. Gene Ontology annotation, molecular function: alpha-1,2-mannosyltransferase activity. The record is from RefSeq and is a predicted model, not a curated record. Gene Ontology annotation, cellular component: endoplasmic reticulum membrane. The transcript has 9 exons.
CUCUUCCUCUUUUGGAAACUGAUCGGUGCUGUGUUUGCGUCCCAGAAGCCCAGGCAUGCGGGUGGUGUUGGUGGCUGCGCUGGUGGUGCGGGUGACCCAGGCCCUGGCCAUUCGUACUGCCUUUGCGCCAGACGAGUUUUGGCAGAGCAUCGAGGUUGCACACCGCCUGGUGUUUGGGUAUGGCCACCUGACCUGGGAGUGGGCAGCCGGACUACGCAGCUAUGUGCACCCCCUGCUCUUUGCCACAGUGUACUCCCUGCUCAAAGCGCUGCGCAUGGACAGCGCCUGGGCGGUGACAAGGGCGCCCCUGCUGCUGCAAGCCUGGUGUGCUGCCGCCACCGAUAUGUAUGUGGCGCGGCUUGCCGCCCUGGAGCUGGGCCAGCACAUCGGCAGGUGGUGCCUUGCAUGCCAGCUGGCCAGCUGGUUCAACGGCUACUGCCUGGUGCGCACGUACUCCAACAGCAUGGAGGCGCUGGCCGUUGCCGCCGGCACAUACCACUGGUUGCUCAGCCGGGACAACAACACUAGGCACACGACUUGCGCCGCCCUCAGCGUUGUCUGCCGGCCAUCUAGCGCUCUUUUCUGGGCGCUGCCAUGCGCGCUGGAGCUGCUUUGGCAUCGACACCGUGGCCUGGGACCACUGCUGCUAAAUGCUGCCACAGUGGGCGGCGGCCUGCUUGGCGCCGCAGCAUUGAUAGACCGGACAGGAUAUGGGCGCUGGGUGGCUGUGCCCUGGGAGUUUUUGCGCUUUAACCUGCUGGCAGGGGCCUCGGCGCAGUAUGGGCGGCACGCCUGGCACUGGAACCUCAGUCAAGGCCUACCAGUGGUAGCGGCAUCGCUGCUGCCGUUGAUGGCAGCAGGCCUUCUGAUGGCCAGACACAGCGGCAGGCAUCUGCGGCUGGCUGGGCUGGCAGCGUGGUCCCUGACAACAUACAGCUUGCCAGCACACAAGGAGUUCCGCUUCCUGCUGCCAGCGCUACAGCUGCUCAUGCCCUACUGCGGCCUAGCGGCAGCACGCCUGCUUGGAAGCAGGAGCAGCACUGGCAGGCAGCCACCCAACAAGUUGUGGCGCUGGGGCGCAGCAGCAUGCCUCUUCCUGCAGCUUCCCAUGGCUGCUUACUUCAUGCUGGUGCAUCAACGAGCGCAGAUAGGCAUCAUGCAGUUGAUUCGGCAUGAGGCAAAUGCUGCAGGCAGCCCCUCUGGUGCCAGCACGCUCUUCCUCACACCUUGCCACGCCACGCCCUACUACACCCACUUGCACUGUCCUGUUCCUAUGCGGUUCCUAGACUGCUCCCCGCCCCAGCACGCCGCAGCGACCGCCUGGUUGAACCAACACUCGGAGGCGUGGCUGGCCCUGCCCCAGACCUGCCCUCACACCCCAUCUAGUGCUCCGCUGUCCCAGCGCCAGUGCUUUGAGCAGGAUCCUGUCGCUUACCUGGGCAAUGUGCUGGGGCCCAGGCCCCGCUCGCAGCGGCCACGCCUGCUGGUGGGCUAUUCGCCGCUCAUGCAGCGGCUGGCAGAGCCGCUGACUGCGUGGGGCUACCGUCUGCAUACCAGCCUGACCAACUGUUGGGUACAGAUUGAUGAGGACAGCCCCUGCAAGCUGCAGCUCUGGUCCUUGUAAAUUCCCUGGUGCC